GAGAGUAAACGGUAGAUAGAAAGGAGCGAUGAAUCUGAACUGUCAAAGUUAGUUAUUACAUCACGCGUUUUUAUAAUUUUCAUCGGAGCAAUUCAAUUUUUAUUUCACUUUUGUGUAACACACAACGACGACAACGACUAUUUGUUAUUGUGAUUAAACAAAAUAGAGUCAAAACGGCAACACAAUGAUUUAAAAUCCAUUAUUCAACAAUUCAACCAGAUAACCAUUGAGUCGAAGAAUUGUAAUAUUGCAUGAGUGGAUGUGAAAUUUCAUUGACAUCAAUUGAGAGAGAUUGAAUUUUAUUUGCAAAAUUGUUGCGACGACCAUAAGUGUGAUAGAACGAAACAAAGUUUUGCAUAUUUAUUUUCUCCCGUUGUUAAUUUGAAAAAAAAAGUGCAAAAAGGUGAUGUUGGCUCAGAUGCAAUAGUGAGAUUCGAUUAUGUCUGAUUUUGGAUCUGAAAAUAAUCAGUUGUAAUCUUCAGUUUGUAAGCACUAUCCACGUUCAUAAAAAAAAGCUACAACACCAGUAAAGAAAACACAUACACCAUUCAAGAUUUUUCAUUUUUGUUCAGAUAUUUCAUUUGCAAUUGGUAAAAUUUAUUUUUCUUUUUGUUGUUAUUUCAAACUUGUUUAAGUUGCUGACAAGAAGUGACAAUCAAACCAACAAAACAUAAAAACUAUUGAAUUUAAGAUUCUCCUAAUUGUGUUGUUCGAUUCCGUUGUGGUGUAAUUUAUGUGAAUAAAAAACAUAACCCCAAAAUUAAAAAAAAAAACAACUACUCGCGAACGGAUUCAUUGCAAACUAAAUUUAAAUAAAAAAAAAACAAACAAAAUUCUGUGCAACGCAUUGAACAUUGUAUUAUGGCUGUUUAUUUGAAUCGAACCCUAUCGAUCAUGUCUGGAAAUCUUGGGUCCCCAUCGCAUGAAAACGGAUUGGAUCGUUCACUACAUAACGUUGCCUACGAAAAUUCACCACUACAGAUCUUCGUCAAAGCUAAAAAGAAAAUCAAUGACAUUUUUGGCGAAAUUGAAGAGUAUGUCGUUGAAACAGCACACUUUAUGGAUGAUCACAAUGCCGAGAUUGCAAUCAUCGACAAAGCUGAAUCCGAACAAUUUCAAAGUUAUGUGCACAAAGUGGCCGCAAUACGACAAGUUUUGAAUCGAGAUCACAUGAAAGUCGCAUUCUUUGGACGCACAAGUAAUGGUAAAAGUUCCGUGAUUAACGCGAUGUUGCGUGAGAAAAUUCUACCAUCGGGCAUCGGACACACAACAAAUUGUUUCUGUCAAGUCGAAGGAGUCGACGGCAACGAAGCAUACAUGGUCAAAGAAGGCUCCGACGAACGACUUAAUGUUACCAAUGUGCAACAGUUAGCAAACGCUCUUUGCCAAGAAAAAUUGUGCGAAAGUUCAAAAAUUCGAAUCUUUUGGCCUCGUGAGCGUUGCAGUUUGUUGAGAGACGACGUUGUAUUUGUGGACUCUCCUGGUGUUGAUGUUUCGCCAAAUCUUGAUGAUUGGAUCGAUAACCAUUGUUUGGAUGCCGAUGUAUUUGUACUGGUCUUGAAUUCAGAAUCGACUAUGACAAUUGCGGAAAAGCAAUUCUUCCACACAGUGUCGAAACGUUUAUCAAAACCGAAUGUAUUCAUUUUAAUGAAUCGCUGGGAUGCAUCGGCAAACGAACCAGAAUUUUUGGAGUCGAAGGAUUUCGAUAAGGUGAAAUCACAACAUCAAGAGCGUUGCAUCGAUUUCUUAGUUAAAGAAUUGAAAGUCUGCGCUCCGAAGGAAGCCGAUGAACGAGUAUUCUUUGUGUCAGCACGUGAAACACUUCAGGCACGUAUUUGCGAAUCAAAGGGACAGCCACCCUCUGGUGGUGCUCUUGCUGACGGUUUUUCAAAUCGUUACUUUGAGUUUCAAGAUUUUGAACGUAAGUUCGAAGAGUGCAUAUCGAAGAGUGCGGUGAAAACAAAGUUUGAGCAGCACAGUUCACGUGGAAAAACGAUUGCAAAUGAAAUGCAUCAAAUGCUUGAUGAAAUCUAUGAAAGAGCCGGUUCAAUUCGAAAUGAAAAACAGAAGCAAAGGGCACAGCUAACCGAUCGCAUUGGUCACACCGAACAGGAAUUGAUGUCGAUCACACGUGAAAUGAAAUUGAAAAUCCACAAUAUGGUCGAAGAAGUUGAACAGAAAGUAUCAAAAGCAUUAAACGAAGAAAUAUGGCGAUUGAAUGUGUUAGUUGAUGAAUUUAAUUUGCCGUUCCAUACCGAACCGUUAGUUUUGAAUGUGUAUAAAAAGGAAAUAAAUGGUCAUGUUGAAAGUGGAUUGGGGUCAAAUCUUAAGUCACGCCUAUCGACCGCAUUAGCUAUGAAUAUCGAAACCGCUCAACGUGAAAUGACCGAACGAAUGCACUCACUCAUACCAACCGAAAGUAUCAAACAACAAAGCAAACAAAUUCUCGCACGAACACAACCAUUCGAAAUGUUUUACACAUUAAAUUGUCAAAAUUUGUGCGCCGAUUUUCAAGAGGAUUUGGAAUUUAAAUUUUCAUGGGGUAUCACUGCGAUGAUUCAACGAUUUACCGGUAAAGCCAAGAAGCAUCCAAACAAAAAUGCUAUCAUGUAUAAUAACAGACAAAAUAGCACAGCAAGUAUUCCAAACGUACUAAGCCCAAUUACAAACGAACCAAAUGUACCUCAUCAUGGCCUUAUUCAACAAACAGGCAUUUCGCAGGAACAAAUCUCAGUGAUAUCACGAUUUGCAAUGGCAUCGAUUGGAUCACAAGGCACCGUUGGGGGUCUUGUCGUCGCUGGAUUUUUGCUGAAGACAGUUGGAUGGCGUGUGUUAGUUGGUAUUGGAGCAUUAUACGGUUGUGUCUACUUUUACGAGCGCCUCUCUUGGAAUAAUUCGGCUAAAGAGCGAACAUUCAAAGAGCAAUAUGUUCGUCACGCGACCAGAAAAUUGAAAUUAAUCGUAGAUCUGACAUCAUCAAAUUGCAGUCAUCAAGUGCAACAAGAGCUCUCGGGUACAUUUGCUCGUUUGUGUCGUGUUGUUGACACUGCUACCGGAGACAUGAGCGAAGAAUUGAAGAAAAUUGAGGCUGAACUCGCUAUACUCGAAGGAAAUCAAAAGAAUCUUAAACUUCUACGCAACAAAGCAAAUUAUAUUUCAAGCGAAUUAGAUAUUUUUGAUACAAAUUAUCUACGACCAAAUUGAAUUGCCAACCCAAUACGAUAAGGGGUAUCUAAUUCAUUUGUUUUAAUUGUAAAAACAAAAAUGUUGAUUCAUAUUUGAAGCAAAAAAAAAACUUCGAGCAAAAAAUGUCAUAAUUUCUUUCAGUUGAAUCUAUCUAUUUCAUUUCUGAUCGGUAUCCGGCAAAAUUAGGCCAAACAAAUUUUUAGAAAUUAUUAUGAAAAAAAAACACAAACACAGGAGAGAUUUCAGAAAGCGAUAUAAUCAUGUAGUAACAUUUGAUUUUGAAAACAAUUAGUUAGCGUUAGCAUUAAAUGCAGCAUUGACAAUUGUCGAAUGUAAAUUGAAUUACUAUAUAUUUAAUAAAACAAUUGAACAGUAAAGGAAUGAA
Molecule: messenger RNA, 3571 nt
Organism: Contarinia nasturtii (swede midge)
Lineage: Eukaryota; Metazoa; Arthropoda; Insecta; Diptera; Cecidomyiidae
Gene: Marf
Product: transmembrane GTPase Marf
Exons: 11
Coding region: 862-3204 (780 amino acids)
Biological process (GO): mitochondrion localization; mitochondrial fusion
Cellular component (GO): mitochondrial outer membrane
Molecular function (GO): GTP binding; GTPase activity
Source: RefSeq, a predicted model, not a curated record